AUGGCUGCCGGGCGCUCCCGACCAGCCGCAUCUCCCGGGGCGCAGCGCCUGCUUCCAGGGUUCGGGACCGGCGGGUACGCCAGGUCUCCCGGGCCCCAGGUGCCGACCGCGCGCUCCGCCGCCCACCGCCCUGGCACCGGCCCGUACCGCCCUCUGCGGACUGUGCCGCGCAAGCGUCCUGGAGCCGCGGCGCUCUUGGCCCACCCGGCUCCCCGUACUGCCGGCUCCCGACUGACACGUUUCUUGGGGGCGUGA
Molecule: messenger RNA, 255 nt
Organism: Rangifer tarandus platyrhynchus (Svalbard reindeer)
Lineage: Eukaryota; Metazoa; Chordata; Mammalia; Artiodactyla; Cervidae
Source: the annotation of a GenBank genome assembly